This is a messenger RNA of Paramecium sonneborni, 1234 nucleotides long. NCBI's taxonomy places the organism in Eukaryota, Ciliophora, Oligohymenophorea, Peniculida, Parameciidae. The record is from the annotation of a GenBank genome assembly.
GUAACAACUAUGAUGGAUGAGCAAGACUUCUUAGUAAGAGAUCAAUUAGUCAGUGAUAUUAAAUCUAUCAAGAAGACACUUAAAAGUUGGACUAAAGUGUUUACAUAAAUCAUGGAAUUACAAGUGUAGAAUUCCAAAUAGCAAAAUCAGAAUGUAUCAUCUUAUUAAUGUUGCAUAGACUAUUCUGAUUCAGUAGAUAUUGUAAUACUUCUCUAAGCCAAAUAAGAAACCUCAAUAAAUGCCAAUCUCUCCAAUUCGAAGGAUGGGACAUAAAACUGAGCCAGAUGAUUUCUUUGUUAGAAAAUAAGAAGAUACAGAGAUAUAUAAUAAUGAAAACCUUCAAAAUGAACUGAACAAUCCUAAAAAAGUAAAAUUAAUAUUUAUUUUAGAUAUCCAUACUUAAUUAUUAAGGAACACCUUUUGAUAGUGCUUACUAAAGCAUCAAUAGAGAAAUGCAAUAAUAUUAUGAACCUGAAAAUUAAGUUACAGAAUAAUCAGCAGAUGUAUUUAAGAAUUACAACAAAAUUGGUCAGUAGAAUGUAAAAGCUUCUAUUCAAAUGGAAGGAUACUCACUUCCUUAUAGCACUAAAAAUAACACUGAAAGAAAACAAUUAAUUUAACCCUGCACACUUUCAUCAAAAUAGCUGUAAAUGUAAGAAUCUAAAGAAAAUAUGAAAAUUUCUAAAUAACUUGAAAUGAAAAAAAUUAAAAUUAAAGACCAAAGAUUAUCAACUGUUGUUGAAGAACCAUCUGCCUUUAUAACUAGUUCAUAAGCAACUAAAUGUAUUUAGUCAAUUUAUUUUAGAGGUACUUCUUAGUAUUGAAGGAUCUUAAAAUAUUGCACAAUCCUGUUAAAAUAAAAAUUCCAUUGCAGGAUUUGAAUUCUAAAUUCCUUUACAAUCAUCUAUUUCUAAAACACCAAAUAACAAUACUAAACCCUAAAAUUGUUUUGCAGAUAAUACCAGAUCAGGCUCUAAAUCUUUGUAUUAAAAUAACAUUCCUUAGAAUAUUCAAUUUAUUAACAAUUCUAAUAAUAAAUAAAAUCCAAUUAAAUAUGAGUAUCUUAGUUCAGUAUUGAUAUUUAUUUUUAUUUAAUUAGAGAGCAAAAAGUUAUAGUGAUUAAAAUAGUAAAAGACAUUAGAGUAAAAAAUGUUUAGAUUUAGAAUUAAUUGACAAAUAAUAUGAAAAUAGUUAAGAAAUCCUGAAAAAGACAAACACUAUGCGUAAAACAUGA